GGGAGCGCGUCUCCGGACGGCUCCGCGUGCGGUUACGGGUGCAGCUCCCCGAGCAGCGCGGGAAGCGGCCCAGUGCUUCGUUGUCGCCUCCGCCGCCGAGGUGGUGUGUCUUCCCGCGCGGGCGCCCCGAGCGCGGCGCCAUGGAGGUGGUGGAGGCCGCCGCCGCUCAACUGCAGACUCUGAAAUUCGGUGGCGCCGGUGUCGGGGUUGACCAAGGUCUGGCAGUGCCGGCUCCGGACCCCGCCCCGGUCGCAGCGCCGCGGGCGGACGAGGGCCCGGACCUUGCGGGGGAGCAGCCGCCUCCGCUCGCCCCGCCGUCUCUCCCGGAGCCGCCUCCCGGAGGGAGCAGCCUGGAGACGUCGGACUCGGACUCGGACUCCGACUCGGACAGUGAAACAGAUUCCGAUAGUUCAAGCUCCUCUUCUUCCUCAUCAUCAUCCUCAUCGUCUUCGUCUCGUCUGUCCCUCCCUGCAGUGCUGUCAGAUGGAGAAGAUGAUUUACAAGUUGAGAAGGAAAAUAAGAAUUUUCCUCUUAAAACAAAAGAUGAAUUACUUCUUAGUGAACUACCUUCUGUUGAAGAACUCACUAUUGUUCUGCCUGAAGGUAUUGAAUUAAAGCCUCUUGGGAUGGUUUCAAGUAUUAUUGAACAAUUAGUAAUAAUUGAAUCUAUGACUAACGUACCUCCAGUUAAUGAGGAGACUGUAGUUUUUAAAAGUGAUCGACAGGCAGCAGGAAAGAUAUUUGAGAUAUUUGGACCUGUUGCGCAUCCAUUUUAUGUGUUACGGUUUAAUUCUUCAGAGCAUGUUGAGAAUAACGGUAUUAAAAUAAAGGACACUAUGUAUUUUGCUCCAUCAAUGAAAGACUUCACCCAGUAUAUAUUCACAGAAAAACUUAAACAGGAUAGGGGAUCAGAUGCAUCAUGGAAGAACGAUCAAGAACCACCACCAGAGGCCUUAGAUUUCAGUGAUGAUGAAAAGGAAAAAGAAGCCAAACAGAGAAAAAAAUCUCAGAUUCAAGGCCGGAAAAAAUUCAGAUCUGAAUUUAAUGAGCUAGGUGAAGAUUUUGCAGAAGUACAUCAGAAUUGGAAUGUUCAUAACUCUGCUUCAGAGCCUUCAAAAGGAUAUCACAGCAGAGAAUUCACACGAGGGUUUUCCCGGGGCAGAUAUCCUCGAUCUUGUCCUGGCAGGCCCCCACCUCCACAGUUUUAUAACUCAGAGCACAUGGUACCUCAGGAGACUUCAGGGUUUCCACCCCAGAGACAGGACGGCCCUAUGAUGCCACAGUAUCCCUUCCCUCCUCCCGGGUUUGACAUGCAUAACUUCUCACUCCCUCCCCCUCCACCACCCCUGCCGCCUGCACCUGCAAACAUGGGCUGGGCUGCCCCUGCUUUGGCACCUCACCCGUUAAUUCCCCUACCAUACUCCCUCCCCCCACCUCCGCCCCCCCCACCUCUGCCUCCCCCUUCCUCUUCUGGAGAUAGUAAUGCUUCUCAUUUUGGUCCUUACUAUUAGGUGGAUGUAUGCAUUUCCUGAGAAAUGUGGACUUUAUAUAUACACACACGCACACACGCGUGCACACACACACGCGCGUGCACACACACACACACAUAUAUAGGAAGGAAUUUUUUUUUAAAGAGAUUAUGUAGCUAGAUUUUUAGAACAUUGUCACUUACUAAAUGAUUCCUUCAGUUGUAAGUUGAUAUAUAUUGUAAUCUUUGAAAUUGUAUUUAUGAAAAUUUAACAUUAAACUUGUGGGGGGGAUCCAAUUAUGUGGUAUUAAAACUUUGAACACCACCCAGUUAAACAGUAAGUAUAGAUCUAAUAAUAAUAGAUCUGGAGCAACUUUCAUCAUGGAUUAAAAUGUACUGAGCAUAUUGAUUA
Messenger RNA from Physeter macrocephalus (sperm whale), 1880 nucleotides. RefSeq names its product nuclear assembly factor 1 ribonucleoprotein (gene NAF1). The transcript is spliced from 8 exons. Gene Ontology annotation, cellular component: sno(s)RNA-containing ribonucleoprotein complex. Bases 141 to 1511 code for a protein of 456 amino acids. Gene Ontology annotation, biological process: ribosome biogenesis; pseudouridine synthesis; box H/ACA snoRNP assembly. The record is from RefSeq and is a predicted model, not a curated record. Gene Ontology annotation, molecular function: RNA binding. Lineage: Eukaryota; Metazoa; Chordata; Mammalia; Artiodactyla; Physeteridae.